Messenger RNA from Scylla paramamosain (green mud crab), 594 nucleotides. RefSeq lists its product as uncharacterized. Lineage: Eukaryota; Metazoa; Arthropoda; Malacostraca; Decapoda; Portunidae. The transcript has a single exon. Bases 1 to 594 code for a protein of 197 amino acids. The record is from RefSeq and is a predicted model, not a curated record.
AUGACAGACAGUUUCCAAGUUAAAGAAGGACCACACCAAGGAUUCCUGUUCAUAAGUCCCCUCCUUUUUAACACAGUAAUAGAUGUCAUAACCAGAGACGUGACAGAGGGACCGCCUUGGUGCUUGUUCUACGCGGAUGACGAAGUACUAGUCGCCGAGAAUAAAGAACUGGAAAGGAGAUUCGAGGGGUGGAGAUAUGUUCUGAAAAGGAGAGGGAUGAAGAUAAGCAGGACAAAGACAGAAUACGUGACGAAUGGAAUGGAUGAAGACAAGCAAGCGACAAUCAGUUUAGGAGUUAACAUCAAGGUGGUGUAUGAACUGAAGUACCUUGGGUCAGUGAUGGAUGCAGCUGGUGGUAUGGGCAGAGAAACAAAUUAUCGAGUUCAGUAUCGCUGGAAAAACUGUAGGAAAGUAUCAGGCGUGCUUUGUGAUAGAAGAGAACCCAUUAGACUUCAAGGUAAAGUUCACAAAGCCGUAGUGAGGCGCGCUAUGAUCCACGGACUAAAAGCAGAGCCCCUGAAGAAAUCACGUGGCGAAAAUGAAGGUGCUGAGAUGAAUGAGCGUAAUGACCAGAAGGGAAAGGAUAAGAAAUAA